CCAAAACUGAAGGGCAAUGCCUGUUUCUGCCUACCCACUGCCUUCUCCACCUGGAAACAUUGCUGGAGUUUGGCUUAUUAGGUGAAGACAUUGAAGCUCUUGAAGCAGCAGCCUGUCUUUCCCAGCCUGUUUCAUCAGCCAAACCCAGAGCAUCCCCCACAAUGAAGGCAUUGAGCACUGCACCUCUCCCAUCCUUCAGUGGCCUGAAGUGAGGAACAUCAGAGGUACUCUCUCUGACCGUCAUGGAACCCAAAGCCCCUGCUCAGCAGGAGUCCUCCAUCCCUUCCAGCAUGGAGACAGCAGAAGACCUUGCCUCCAAGUUAAACAUUGCUCUGAGGAACAGCAACAGAAAAGCUGUGCUGGAGCUGCUGGAGAAAGGGGCAGACGUGAACUCCAAAGCAGAAUAUGGCUGGACACCACUGCAGAGCGCUGUGCAAGCUGGGGAUGAAGACCUGGUCCGACUUCUGCUGGAUAAGGGCGCUUGUCCGCGCGCCAGGAAGGACAACGGCGGCACUGCGUUUACUGAGGCAGCCAUGGUGGGCAAGGUGACUAUACUGGAGCUCCUCCUUGAUCAGGGGUUGAACAUUGAUGACCAUGAUGAUAAUGGCUUCACGGCAUUCAUGGAGGCUGCUUGGUACGGGAACGAAGAAGCUUUGAGGUUCCUGUUUCGCAGAGGAGCAAAUGUGAACUUGAGGAGGGAAGUGAAUGAGGAGAAGGCAAGACUGCAUAAGGGAGGUGAGACGGCGCUGAUGGAUGCUAGUAAAAGGGGACACCUCUCAGUUGUGAAGGCUCUUGUGCAAGAGAUGGGGGCUGAUGUAAACAUCUGUGACAACAAGGACAGGAAUGCCUUGAUCCACGCCCUCAAGGAGGGUUGUGCCCAGUCAGCUGUCCCCAUAGGUCAUUUCCUGCUGGACCACGGUGCCAAUGUGAAGAGCAAAGAUGAAUGUGGAAAAACUGCCCUCAUCCUCGCUGCCGAAAUGAAGAGCUUGGAUUUGGUGGAAGCCUUGCUGAAGAAGGGCAACAUAGACAUCGAUGACGCAGAUGAGGAGGGCAACACGGCCCUGAUGGUGGCCGUAGAGAAAAACGCUUACGAAAUAGCCAAGGUGCUGUGCGAAAAGGGAGCGAGGACUGACGUUGGGAACCUCAUUGCGGUUGCCAACAGGAACCGUGCCCACGAGAUGGGGCGGCUCCUGCGGCGCCACAACGCCAGCUUCGCGCCGGACACCCUGCCCGACUGGCAGCCCAGCAGCGCGCGCUGGAGCCAGCAGCUGAAACACCUCCACAGCACCUACCGCCCCAUGGUCGGCAAGCUGAAGACGUUUCCCUACAUCAAGCAGAGAAUCCUGAACACUUCCCAGGGUGGCAUCUACCUGGGGCUGCACGGCGGGGUGGAGGUGGCAGUAAGAAUGAGGCGCGGUGAGGCGGCCAAGGAGGAGAAAAGGUUCCUCGAAAGCUGUGGUGGCUGCAAACAUCUACUGAAGCUCUUCCAGUUCGAGAAGCACAAGGACGACAUGUAUCUGUGCUUCCCUCUCUGGGAGAGAAGCCUUGAAGAAGGCCUGCAAGAACCAGCAGACCAAAAGGGUCACAAAGAUACUCUGAGGAUGAUCUUCCAGGCAGUGGCGGAGCUGCACUCCCUUGGAUUUGCUCACCAGGAUCUACAUCCCAGGAACUUCUUGAUAGACUUAGAUGGCAAAAUAUACUUGGCAGACUUUGAUAACAGCAGAAAGUUGAUUGAUGGCCAAGAGGACCUCAUAAACUCAGAUUUAGAGGCUCUCGGCCAGCUCGUGCUGUAUGUUUUAACGGGGGGUAGGAAACCCCUCGAGCAGGUCAGCACUGAGGAUUUGGCUCCUGAUUCCCUAGACUAUGAGGAGGCUCUGGACCUUGUGAGAAGCCUGGUCUGUCCUGAUGAACGAGGCUUGGAAGGUUUGAGUAACCAUCCCUAUUUCUGGAACAAACAGUGCAGGCUUGAUUUCCUGAAGAGAGUGUGGAACAACAUCAAGAUCCUCCCUGACAGAAGAGCUGUCUCCCAAGCUCUCAGUGCCGCUGAGCCUGUUCCUUACCCACAGUGGACCACACAGAUUGACCAAGGUGUUCUGAAUGACAUGAAGCAUCCUCCCAGAGCAAAGCCGAUCCACUACAGCAACAGCAUCAUCGACCUGCUGAGGUUCAUCAGGAACCUGGAUGAACAUGCCAAUAAUAAGAUCACCAAGAUAACAGGAGACCAUGCUGAGUAUUUCCUGAAGCUCUUCCCAGCUCUCACCAUGUAUAUCUACAACUCUCUGCGCCAGCAUCCCAGCUGCAGGCACUGGACAGAACCAUAGAGCUGUGGCUGUUGGAAAAGACCUCUAAGGUCGUGGAGUACAACCAACAGCUAACUACCAAUUCUGGUGCUAACUCAGGACCUUUGCAGACCUUCAUGACUCUUCUCUGCAGGGAAUCACUCAUCUUCUCCUGCCCAUUGCAUCCUUCUCGUGCCCAGAACGCAGGAGGACACCCAGAGGUGUGUGUCCAGGUCUCAGCAGUGUGUUGAGGAGGGGUGCUAUGGGCACUGUGAUGGCUCCAUACCAUAGCAGGACGUUUCUGCUCUUGCACAAGCUGAGGUGAGGCUCCUCCAGCCUACAGUAAAACGCCACAGCAAUGA
Messenger RNA from Pogoniulus pusillus (Red-fronted tinkerbird), 2641 nucleotides. RefSeq names its product ribonuclease L (gene RNASEL). NCBI's taxonomy places the organism in Eukaryota, Metazoa, Chordata, Aves, Piciformes, Lybiidae. The record is from RefSeq and is a predicted model, not a curated record. The coding region runs from base 243 to 2321 and encodes 692 amino acids. The transcript is spliced from 7 exons. Gene Ontology annotation, molecular function: protein binding; RNA nuclease activity; protein kinase activity. Gene Ontology annotation, biological process: protein phosphorylation; mRNA processing.